GUCAGAGCAAAACUGAUGAUAAGCUGUCUGGAGAAAGCAUGGCAGAGAAGGAGGUGCUGUUAGAAAGUAACCCUGUUUCUGACAAUGAAUCAAGAAAUGAAGGAUACAGUAGUGAGAUCAAAAAGGAACCCAUACCAGCUGAAGAAGAGGAAGGUAUUCUUACUAGGAAAGAAGAUAUUAAAGGCCAUGAAGAACAUAACGAAACAAGUGGUAAAGAAAGUCAGGAUGCCAAUUACACACAAAACCAAUCAGAUAACACAGACCAGGUUGUUGCAGAGGAAAGUAGAAACUUAAACAAAGAGGACGUUAGAAAUGAAUUAAAUGUUGAGAAGGAUUCUGUGGAGACUAGUUUUAAACCAGAUUCCACUGAGAAAAAGUCUAACAGUUCUGAUGAUUCUAAAGAUUCCCAUUGUGAUGCUACAGAUCAAAUCAAAGACAAAACUCUACAAAAUGAGGAGGAAAAAGGGAGUGUAACCAUGGAUUCUGAAGAUGAUUCUGAGUUUGAUAUUGGUGAAACCAAAGGUUGUGGUGGAGCAGCCUCCUUAGGCACUGAUAAUGAUCUAGGCUCUGGAACUCUUACUGGGGAAGCUAAAAAAAAGCAAAAGAAAAAUAAGAAGAAAAGAAAGAAAGACAGAGAUUUAAGUAAACAAGAUGAUAAGACAGAUAAUGCGAAAUCUAAGAGCAAAGAAAUUGAUAAAACAAAAUCAGAGUCCAAACAAGAUAUAGACAAAAAAAAUCAAGAAAAUAAAUCACUAGAAACUUCAGAUAUGACACAAGCAAACCCAAGUGAUAGUGAUGGCAGAGUCUUUGGACAAGCUAAAACUUGGAAAACACCAGAAAAUGUUGAGACAUCCAAACCAAAUGAUUCAAGCAUAAUCAACACAAGCAGCAGUAAGACAGAUGAUGCGAAAUCUAAGAGCAAAGAAAUUGAUAAAACAAAAUCAGAGUCCAAACAAGAUAUAGACAAAAAAAAUCAAGAAAUUAAAUCACUGGAAACUUCAGAUAUGACACAAGCAAACCCAAGUGAUAGUGAUGGCAGAGUCUUUGGACAAGCUAAAACUUGGGAAACACCAGAAAAAGUUGAGACAUCCAAACCAAAUGAUUCAAGCAUACUCAACACAAGCAGCAGUAACGAUGCUCAAGGAAAUGUCACGACAGUACAGGAUGACCAAAAAGUACAAGACAAUUUUGAUGAUCCAAAAAUAGGUCCUGAAAAAGACAAAUCUACAGAUGAAGACAAAUCUAGCUCAGAAGAUGACAAUGAUAUUGAAGGAGAUAAUGACAAUAGAGGCAUAAAAGAAAAAGAUGGUAAUGGACAGUUACCAAAUGAAAACCAAGAGGGUGUAAGGGAAACAAAUCCUGCAGUGAAGGAGACUGAUAUUGACACUGGGCAAACUAUACAUAUACCUAAAAGAAAGAAAAAGAAGAAGAAAAAGAAAAAGAAUAAGGAGAAAGCUACUGUUGAUACAGGCAGUACAACUCAAAACAAAGGAGUAAAUACAAGGAGCAUGGCUAGAAAUGCUGAAGAAGAGUGGUCAGUAACAUUUCAUGUUUUGACAAGUGAAGAUUUUCAUUUUCACCCUGAUAAAUACCAAGUCUUUAUUGUGAUGGGCCAUGAGGAAAUGGGAGGCUUGAAAAAUAAAGAAAGGCAAAUGAAAGUUGAAAGGCCUGUAGAGGGUGAUAUAUAUGAGCUAGUGUAUGAGACUAAAAUACCGUUUAGGCUUCUUGAUAGCAGUAACUAUUUUCCAUACAAGUAUUAUUUCAAGAAAAAAGACAAGGAAGGAAAGUAUGAACAUUACAUUAGAGGUGGAAAAACUGGGGAGGAUGUGAAUAGAAUCCUGUAUGUUGAUAAAAAAUACAAAAGUUUUGGUGAAUGGCACCAGUAUGAUGGGUUUGCUGAAAGAGAACCUGACUAUGUUUCUGUGGGUAAAAUGAAAGAGGUGUUUUCUUUUAAAGGAGAUUUUAAAAAACAUGCAGAGAAAGCUAUCCAUGUGUUUUGUCCACAACUCUCUGAUUUGGACAAAGUGGGCUUUUCAAACAUCCUCUGUAGAAUACAAAUGCUUUUUGAAUCUUUGCGGAAGAUUUAUUACUCAGAUACUAGAUGUUGGUCAGAUAAAUAUAAGGCAUUUGUUGAUUUCUUUGGGAAGAACUUGGUCCAAGCAAUGUUUGAUCUGUGGAAAAUAGACAGAGAUCAGUCAACAGCAAGUGAGGGAGAACGAGGACAAAUUUUGAACGGAUGUAUUCUUGUUGUAUGUGCCUUACAUACAUUGAAUAUUAACCUACAGAAUUCAAAACUUAUUCAGACACUUUGCAAAGCAAUGCUUAUAAGAAGAGGAAAGAAAGAAAAACAAUGUCAAAAUUAUCAAUUUAUGGAACAGAAUUUUCAAGAAAAAAGGCAGUCUAUUUCGGAUAUAUUGCUGUCUUUAGUAAAAACUUUGGCAGGAACAACAAAAGAUCCAUCCUGGCUCUACCUAAUGCCGUGGGUACAUUUUCUCUCUGGCGAAUCAUCACCCUUUGAAGCUCAGAUUGUAGAUGUUUCACAUGACAGUGAAAAACCUGUGUGGUGGGGAAUUGCUAAAAUUAAAAAUGAGGUGGAGUAUUUCAAAGCAAAAACAGGAAAAUGGGCAAUAAAACUGGAGACGGUUUUAGAAAAUUUGGAGCCAUUAUUUGAGAUGGAUCAUCUUCUACCACGUACAUUUAUGACAGUGAUAAAUCUGAAUGAGUUGGAAAAAGUCAUUAUCACAGGCAAAAUACCAGUUGAAACAUGUUUGGCUACUAUCACCUAUUACGCUAAAAUGUACCAACCAGAAAUGCAUUUUGACUAUUAUAACAGAUGUAAUUAUUUUCUGGACCCAAGCCUUGAAGAAAAGAAGGUUGGUAUAUGCAUUGGUAGUCUACUGGACCAACUUGAAACAACUGUGUACAGUGAAACAUGCACCGUCACUCAGUGGACCAUGUGUUAUGUUAUAGCUGCAAGUUUGUUUGAAGAAUGCACUAAAGCAGACAGGAGUGAAUUGUUCUGUUUAAGUGUUCAGACUCUUCUGCAUUGUUUAGCAAUGUUUGAUAGAUGCAUGGGCAGUAAAAGUGUAACAGGGUCUUCAAAAGUUCAAAAUCCUGAACAAGUAAUGAAUGUUGCAACAUUAAAAGCCCUUACAUGGAUGGAAAUGUGGCAGUAUAAUUGGGGAUACUAUAUGGACAACAUAUUGAUGGUUUGGAAUUUAUUGUUUUCUUCAAAUGAACUGCAAUCAGAUAGAGUUAGAGAUGAGUGGAAUAAAGUCAUAUCUGAGAACUUGUCACAGACAUUAAGAGAUAAAGUGUGUGCAGACAGCUCCCUCACAAGAUAUUUUGUUGAACUUUACUGUAGAAAGGUGGACAACUUCAACCUGAAAAUGCAAGACUGCAUGAGCAAAGCUGCUUUCCAGGCAAUUUCAAAGGGAUAUUCUGUAAACUACUAUGGUUUCUCAGAAGAUGAAAACAUGCGUUAUGGCAGGCUUUUAUCUGACAUGUUCAUGACAGAGUGGAAGAGACAUACCAAGACAAAGACAACAGAAGUGGAAAAAGGGACAAUUAUUCUCCAAUAUGUGCUGAGUUGGACACCAUUUCGACACUAUCUGAAUAUCUAUUAUAAUGAUGAGAAAAAUUUCAAAAUAUUGAAGAAAGAGUGUGUAGACAUUUUGGAAAAAGCAGUGGCAGUUAUUGACGACAGGGUUUGUAAGCUGAAUGAUGGCUCAAUCACCAUUUUAGACUUGGAAUUGUUGGCGUCAAGAGAGCAGACAUUCUCAGAGCUGGCAGAAGUUGUUUGCCCAGAAAUAGAGUUUGCAUCUGUAAGUAAAGGGAUAAAGUUGAGACAGAGAGAAGUAAAAGCUUUCAAGAUUCAAGCUGAAGAAAUGUCAACAUUAGCAAGUCUGUGUCAACAUCUAACAAAUGUGGACAUAAGAUGUGUUGCUGACAUAUUGCAAAAGCAAAAGGAUAUAACUAGACAUUCUGUGAGGGAAUUCUGUGUACCAGCUGCUGAAAAAAGCAUUGAGGAAAUUGACCAAUAUGUACCAAAAUUAUGUGCAUUUGAUUUGCCACAGACUGUGUUAGAUAUGGUGCCACCGCUUCAUGUUUACAACAAAAGUAGAACAUUUAUAAAUUUAUGGCAAGGCAAGUGUGUUGAAGUUGAAGCUGGGUGUGUUUCUUUGGAACAUGUUGUACAAAAAGUGUGGACUCCUGUUAAAGAGAGCUUGGAUGAAAUGUCAGUGAGAAUCCAGAGUGGUGAAAUCCAGUUUAGGGAGUUUGAGAAACGACUUGGAGAGAUGUAUGGAGAAGAUUAUGGGAAGAUGGAGGCAGAGCUAAAACAUAUGAAUGUCAAAGACAUAAAACUCCGGCUGGAUCAGUUGAAGAAAUACAGACAGUUGAGUACAUGUGUGGAAGGAGCCAAAACUAUCCUUGAAUUUGCGCAGGAAUACAAUUUGAAUGGAGAUUUUGAUCAGAUGGAAGUGAUUGCCACACAAAAGGAUAAGGACUUAGAAAUGAGGUCAUUUGAUGACAGUGUGAUGAAAGUGUGUGGCUUUUUGUCUGAUAUGACACCAGCUCGAGGGGCAUGUCUGAAAACCUUUGUUACCUGUGAACCACUUGUUAAAUGGCUGAAAACAUCAAUGGAAAAAGAGGGAUUAAAGGAAUUGAAGGUGUUUGUUGACUUGGCCAUUAUGUCAGCUGGUGAAGAGGGAUUGAACAUUCCCAGAGUUCAGUGUCUGCACUCUGCAGUAACAGGAUAUGCCCCUCUUAUAUUUGACCUUCAACCCACUUCGGGUUAUGAACAUCUACUAAAACUCUGUUCUUUUGUGUGGAAAGAGCUUGAUGCAAAUCCAAAUUUGCCAGCACAACUGGAAGAUACGAACCAUAAUCUAGAAUGGUUUAAAGAAAUCAAGAAAGCUCAUGGUUCCGUAGAGGUUACCUCCCUUAUGCAGGUUGAAGCUAUCAAUGCAAAAGGAGUAUUUACAGUUGGUAAAAAUGUUUGGAAUAAUGAGUCUUCUCAUGGAACAUUAUUGAUGAUAUCAGAUACUCUGAGACUGACAGUAUUAGACGUGGAAGGUCAAGGUCAGGAUAGAAAUUACACCUUCCAUCAAUUACAAGAUUUACACAGUCGUUUGAUGUUAGUGGCUGGAAAAGCUGAAAAGGGAAAUGACAAUGUUGAAAGAUUUACUAUGAUAUUUGACAGUACAAUUAGACUAAGCAAUGUGUACAUGAAGCUAUGUUCCUCUGGAUGUGUCCUGUUCAAGAAUUGGAGUGCAAUGUUUUUCUGUGACCCAAAUCGUAAACGACCUGUCUGUAUUCAGCUAAAAUUUGGACAAGGUGAAGAUGUCCCACAUCUGAAGGGCAGAAAGUCAUAUAAUGAAGAUUUGAAAGACAUGAUUCCUAAACUGGCAAACGUUAUGGAAAACUGCUAUACUGAUUGGUUGAAACACAUUCAAGACAAACGCAAGAACCAUCUUCAUCUAAACUACUUUACCAUUGAUCAGCUUGUUGUUCUACAAAGGGAAUUGGUGAAAAUUGGAACUGAAACUCAACCUGAUCUCCGUAUCUAUCCAUUAUUAUCAGCUGUUAAAGCAAACUGUACACCAGAUGAUGUUUUGGAAGCAAUGACAGAUGCUAAGAGGGAGAUUGAUGGGUACGAUGAGUUGAAACCUGACGACCUUGAAGAAAAUAAAUUGGAAGAUGAUGAUGCUGCUGAAAUACUUACAAAUGUCACUGAAGAUGAAAAGAAAGAGAAUUUCUUUCAAGAGCUUGUUCUUGCAGGAUACAGUGAGGAUCUAGCUCUUCGGGCUGCAGAGCUUUUAGAUCUGGAUGAUCUGCCUGCAGGAAUUAUCUGGUGUAUGGAGCAAGACAUGGCCAAGGCUGAUGAUGUGGAACAGCCUCAAGUUGAGAAUCAGCCAAUGAGAGAGCAGGUUACACAGAGACCUACUUUCACUGGCUGGAGCCAAUCACAGACUGACAUACAAACUAUGAUAACUACAAACAUAUCUGGACUGAGGAAGCGAAAUGAUUUUGGGUCGGCUCCUCUGAUCAAUGAACUUACAGCGUUAUGGGAACAGUUUCUGGAGUCUAUAUCUUCCAACAUACGAGACUAUCUAAGUUUGGAACAUCUUGGUCUUAUACUGAAACAUCUUGCUCGAAAAGAUACCAAUCUAAUAUCCAGAUCGUUACCUCUUGGAUACAAUGAAGGUGAACCUAAUCUUAUUAUGUGUCCCUCAGAAGAUGUAUUGAUGACAACACUAUCUAUAUAUAUGAUGGACAGAGAUCAACCUCUACCACAGUCUGAUGAAAUACUCUUGUGUACACCUAACACAACAAAAGAUGAAGUUGAUAUAUUUUGGAGGAGGGCAAUAUUUGAUGGAGGAAGAAAGAUUCACUGUCUGGUAAAUGCUGAUAUGUUAGAUUAUGAUGUCAGUGAAGCUGCAGAGAGAUGUCUCGAGGAAUAUCUGCUGGAAGUUUAUCAACAAGAGUUGAAAUAUCGUUUGUUGGUGAUCUGUGGUUCAGACAAUGAGUACAGAUCUACCAUUGUGUCAUCACUGGACAAGUUUAAGAGACAACCAUUACCAGCAAACACUUCUCAUUUACGAGACUACCUGGCUAAUAAACUAAUUGUACAGGAACAUGAUAUAGUAGGUGUUAGACCAGCAGCUUGUGUUGAUAGACAGAGGUCUACAGUACGAGUGAUCAAAUCAUGGAGAGCUGGUGUAGGCAAGACAUUGUUUAAACAUAGAAGAGAAGAAGAACUGUCACGUCUAAACAGAGGACCAGUUAAAUCAGACACAGUGUCUAUACCACUACAAGAGAAAACAAUUGAUCUACAUUAUGUGAUAGAGAGACUUCUAGAACACACAACACAUCCAGGGGAGAUUACUGCCAGACUCUUCCAUAUUGAUGUAGCACAUGAGGUAGAGAAUGGUGUAGAUUACCUACUGUUUAACUUGCUAGUACUGGGAUGUUUGACAGACAAGACUGGCUUUGUAUGGAGGAAAUCCCCCACUGAUAUCUACCUGAUUGAAACCAUGCCUUUAAUGAUGCAUGCUAUGGAUAAAAGGGGAGCAGAUUUACAGUAUGUACAUCCUAUGUUAAAUGUGUUACCAGAUCUGACCUGUAGAUCACCACAGGACAGCUUGCAGAUAUAUGAUGGUGUUGAACUUCAUGAUUACAACGACUCUGAUCAGUUAUUUGAUGAGCAACAGUUUAGAAGCCCAGUAUUCCAGCGUACAUUCCAGUACUUACUGAGACUAGAUCAAGGGAGACAACUUGAUGAUGUCAAGCCAGACAAUCCAGAAGGUCAUCCACAGGCAUGCCUUCAAACGUUACUAAGACAUUGUGGAUUAGAAGAUCCAUCUUGGUCGGAGCUUCAUCAUUUUGUUUGGUUUCUGAAUACACAGCUGGUAGAUUUUGAGAAUAACAUGUUUGUUAGUGCAGCUGCUGCAGAAGAUCUUCCUGGAUUCUCCAAAUUUGUCCUCAGAUUCCUCAUUCAGAUGUCUAGGGAUUUUUCUACCCGUUCUUUAAAAAUGAGUGAGGAAUCUCCUGGUGUAAAACCAAAAGCUCAGUUCAGAGAAGUGCGUAUGGAUGACGGAGAAGGUGACAAUGAUGACAUUGGUAAUGACUUGGAGGCGUAUCAGAUGAGGAGGACCUGGGAAAGCAGUCCACAUCCAUAUCUGUUUUUCAACUCGGAUAGAUUAACGUUCACUUUCCUUGGAUUUUUCAUUGACAAAGCCUCUGGAAAUUUGAUAGAUCAACAAACAAAAACUGUUCUAGAAAAUGGAAUAAUGGCUAAAAAUUUAUAUGACUCUCUGGUCAGAAAUCAUGCUCCAAUACAAGAAAACUUUGAUGCUCUUCCAAGAGAUCAGAAAAUCACAAAGUUAUGCAAUGUAAUGGGGAUAGAAUUUCCUCAUGAUCCUGAUGACACCUAUGAGUUGACAACUGACAAUGUGAAGAAAAUCAUGGCAAUCUAUAUGAGGUUUAGAUGUGAUAUACCAGUUAUCAUUAUGGGAGAGACAGGGUGUGGUAAAACAAGAUUGGUCAAGUUUAUGUGUUCUCUACAACAACCACCUGGUGUUAACAUGACAAACAUGAUCCUUAUGAAGGUUCAUGGUGGCACAACACACAAAGACAUAAUCAAGAAAGUUCAAGAGGCAGAAGAAACCGCACAGGAAAACAAAGAUGAAUAUGGAGACCAUGUGUACACCGUUCUGUUCUUUGAUGAAGCAAACACAACAGAAGCUAUUGGACUUAUUAAAGAAAUCAUGUGUGACAAAAGUAUGGAGGGAAAGAAACUAAAAUUAUGUGAAAACCUGAAAAUGGUGGCUGCUUGUAACCCGUAUAGAAAACAUUCAGAAGAGCUAAUCAAAAAAUUAGAGCAGGCAGGACUUGGUUACCACGUUGAUGCUGAUGAAACAACAGACAGACUGGGGCGAGUACCAAUGAGACGUCUUGUGUACAGGGUCCAGCCUCUACCACAAAGUUUACUGCCACUAGUGUGGGACUUUGGACAACUGAACACGGAAGUGGAAGAUCUUUAUAUUAGACAAAUGGUCAGGAGAUAUAUACGUGAAAAUAAACUACCUGGGAAAAGAGGAUUGAUAGAAGUUGUUAGUGCAAUCCUUACAGCUUCACAGGAUUACAUGAGGGCACAAAAGGAUGAAUGUAGUUUUGUGUCACUACGAGAUGUUGACAGAGUGUUGACUGUAAUGAGCUGGUUUUACCAACAGAGUCAAGGGGAGAGAACUCUGUAUGACCUAAUGGACGAGAAACUAUAUGGUGAGGAGGAAUCAGCAACUGAUGACGAGGAUGAUGAUGAAGAUGAAGAGAUGUCAUUUUUUAGAGAUGAUGAAGGAGGUGACAGAGUAGAUGAUAUUACCCGUUCUCUUAUACUAGCACUUGGUGUUUGCUAUCAUGCCUGUCUGAAAACUAGGCCGCAGUAUCGUGCACACGUUGCACCAGAAUUUGGUGUACCUUGUCAUCUUCCAGGUGGUGCGGAUCAAAUACAAGAAGAGAUUGAAUGCUGUCAAGAAGUUUUCUUAGAUCAUGUUCAUCUGGAGAAGAAUAUAGCUCGUAACAUGGCACUGAGAGAGAAUGUUUUCAUGAUGGUUGUAUGUAUAGAACUACGUAUCCCAUUGUUCCUUGUUGGUAAACCUGGAAGUUCUAAAUCCCUCUCCAAAACCAUUGUAUCUGAUGCUAUGCAAGGAAAUGCUGCAAGAGAAGAGCUGUUUAGAGAAUUAAAACAGGCCCAGAUGGUGUCAUUCCAGUGUAGUCCCCUGGCCACACCAGAUGGUAUAGUUGGUACAUUUAGACAAUGUGCACAGUUCCAGAAAGACAAAGAUUUGGAUACAUUUGUCUCUAUUGUUGUCCUUGAUGAAGUAGGAUUGGCUGAAGACAGUCCAAGAAUGCCACUGAAGACUCUUCACCCUCUCCUUGAAGAUGGUUGUCAAGGUGAUGAAAAACCAGAAAAAUAUAAAAAGGUAGCAUUUAUUGGUAUAUCAAACUGGGCGUUGGAUCCUGCCAAGAUGAACAGAGGAAUUCUGGUACAGAGAGAAGUACCUGAUAUACAGGAACUAGUUGAAAGUGCAAUUGGAAUUUGUAAUACAACAGAAAAGUUAGAUAACUUGAUCAAACCAUUUAUACAACCUUUGGCUGAUUCCUAUCUUGAAAUCUUCCAAGAAGCUUCACUGAGUAUGAGAGAAUUCUAUGGACUCCGUGACUUCUACAGUUUGGUUAAAAUGGUGUAUGGGUUUGUUGAGAAAUCAAAACAAAAACCAACUUGGCAUGAAUUGUUACAUUCCAUUAAGAGAAACUUUGGUGGACUGGACCAAGUUGAUCCUGUAGAAAGUUUCAGAAAUCAUCUAACUGCGGUCCAUUUUGAACAGGAGCCACAGCCAUCUGACCCUGAUUGUAGCCCAGCUGGUUUGGUACAAGCAUGUCUCUUUGAUACAAAUAACAUGAAAAGUGAGAGUAGGUACCUGCUACUGUUAACAGAGAAUUAUGGUACAUUAACAAUCAUACAACAACAGAUUCUGUCUAGGAGAGGUGAUAUCAGACCUAUUACCAUAUUUGGUAGUAGCUUUAGAAGUGACCAGGAAUAUACACAGGUAUGUCGAAACAUCAACAAGAUCAAAGUGUGUAUGGAGACAGGGAAUACUGUGGUAUUACUAAACUUGGAAAAUCUCUAUGAGAGCUUAUAUGAUGCCCUCAAUCAAUAUUAUGUAUAUUUUGGUGGAGAAAGAUAUGUUGAUCUUGGACUUGGAACACAUAGAGUCAAAUGUACAGUACACAAAGACUUCAGACUGAUAGUGGUAGCAGAGAAACAGACAGUAUACAAGAAGUUUCCUAUACCUCUCAUCAACCGUUUAGAGAAACAUUUCCUCACCAUCAACACAAUGUUGUCACAAGAACAACAACAAGUUGUAGACACGUUAGAGAACUGGGCAAAGGAGUUUGUUAAACAAAGAAAUGUUGGUUAUGCACAUAGAGGUAAAACAACGGCCACAAAAGUAGGUGAUGUUUUUAUUGGUUACCAUGAUGACACAUGUUCAGCCAUUGUUCUUGAUGUUUGGAACGAAGCUAGAACAGAGGUAGUAGAUGAAGAAGACAGGCACACACAGGUUUUACAAGAAUCUAAAGCAGUGUUACUAUGGUGUGCUACACCAGAAUCCCUGAUCAGACUGGAACACAGUAGCUUGUCAAACAAGGAGAAAGAGUUGUUGAAUGACUGGUACUCAAAAAAACAGCAACAUGAAAGCCUUCUACAAUAUCUUAAUAUGAGAAUUGUACAGCAACAAAACAAGCAACUAUUUGCACAGAUAACAACCCAUUCCAAACUGAUGGCAGGUGUUCACAAAGGAGAAAUCAGUAAAGCCACUGGAAUAGAUGUUGACAAAAUACUCCUGCUAGAAACUCUGUCAUCAUUUGAUACUGAACAACAAUUCAGUAACAAAAUUCAGAAGCACAUCCAGGGUACAGGAAAAGACCCGAGUCUUAUGGUGAUACAGUGUGACUCUGGUGAUGUGAACGCCAAUCUGAUAGCGUGUGCUCGCUACUGUGUCAUGGAUGAGUUGGAGAAGAUGCGUAAAGAAUUGCAGGCACCUGUACAUGUUGUGUUUAUUGUGCAGCUCCCUCGAGGGGCCUCAUUUACAGGAUUUCAGUGUGGACUCUGGCACUCCGCACAUAUAGAUGACCUGUAUCCUGAUUUUAUGAACAUGCCUACACUACAAGACAUGAAAGGAAAAUCUAUAUCUAAACUUCUCACAGAUGUUUAUGGAUCGCCGGACAUGAAUGAGAAUAUUCCUCAUGAAAUGUUAAAAGAAGCAGAAGAAAUUGAAUUGACCGAGGCAAAAGAAGGAUAUGCUGUGCCAAGGCAGGGAAUGGAUGAAAACUUCAUAAACACAGAUGACCUAGACUUUGAAAAUAAAAUGACAAAUGUCCCAUUACAAUUAGAUGAUGCUGAUGAAAGUUUUGAUAAAAGUCAACAUAGACUGAAUGUUAAAGGACUGAUAUUAUCCUGUGUACAGGCAGCAUUGUCUAUGGUGAAAGAUAAGGUAGAAAAUACAAAUAAAGAAACAGACAGGGUCGACCUGGUUCUGAAAUUGCUCCACCAAGAACAAGUUGAAGGUCAGGCUUCCUUCCUACACGGAGUAUGUUGUUUAAUAAUAAAGCUUCUGAGUGAGAAGGAAUCCAAGAUGCAUGGUGUCCACAUGGCACAAUAUUGGCUGGUAAAUGAAGCUGCUUCCAAAGAAAAUAUCCAUAAAGCAGGAACAUUUAGACGUUCAUGUGUACAGACCCUUGAGACAAAAAUAAUUCCAAUCUUGGCUGGAGUUAUUGCUUAUUUGGACACAAAUGAUAACUUAAACAUUUUACAAGAAGAUCAUUUACAAUGGAAAGAGGAACUCUGGUUUACUUACCUGAACACUACAGAAGCAAUUAGUCUACAAUACACAGAUUUGCAGUCUCCAAAAAGACAGAGUGACCUAACAGAAGUGGUUGUCAUGACAACAGGAUGUGAAGGUCAAAUGUUCAGUGCAAAAAUGCCAUUUUCCUGGCUGCUGAUUAACAAGAUCAAUGAAAUCUUGAAAUUACAUCAUCCAGUGGCAGAGUCACAUGACCAUGACAGUGUUGAUCAAGCCAGGGCAAAAACAGAAUCUUCAGUGAAGGUAUUGAGUGAGCAUGCACUGGGUAAAGUAUUGACUUGUAUAUCUGAGGAACAUGAUGUAGCAGAUGCUGUACAAGAAUAUAUCUAUGACUUUGUCCACACCAUGUAUAGAACUACGUCAGAUCAUGAACAACAGUUGGUAUGUCAGUCAGUGUUGUAUUUAACCACUCAAAUGGCAAACAACUUACCAGAGAACUCCCUGCUACAUAGUUUAGUGACUGUGCAUAUUGCCUACCAGAAACUUGCACCUAGACUGACUUACUUCAGGGCUAUGAACAGUGUAUGGCCAGAAUGUAGUACCACUAUUGUAGACUUGAAAACCAGCAAACCUGACCAUUUUAUGUUCAAGGAACAGGAAUUUACAUUCUCUGCCUUAUGCUUGCUCCUUGAGAAUCUAUCCCCCAAAGGUACAGAUCUUAACAAUCUUCGAGGACGUUCUCAUUGGUUGAGUAGGGUACAUCGUUACAGGCCUGUUGUUGAGAAAGUUAUCAGUUUACACGCUGAAGAUCCAACAUUGUAUGGUGCUCAUAGUAUCCAAUCUGUGCGUAGAGCAAAGGGACUAUGGAGUAGAGUGAUGGUUGUUAAGUUAUUUCUGGAACAUGUCUGUGCAUUUGAGAGUGAAGACAAGAUAACCAUCAAACAUUUUAUGCCAUUAUGGAAGAUACUUGGUGAGGAGGCAAAUAUGAAGGAGAAGAAAUCACUAGAAGAUGUUGAAAAAUUCCUCAAAAUAUGUAAUAAACAGGCUAUGAAGGAAUAUAUUGGGUAUAUAUAA
Molecule: messenger RNA, 12941 nt
Organism: Ruditapes philippinarum (Manila clam)
Lineage: Eukaryota; Metazoa; Mollusca; Bivalvia; Venerida; Veneridae
Product: E3 ubiquitin-protein ligase rnf213-alpha-like
Exons: 67
Coding region: 39-12941 (4300 amino acids)
Molecular function (GO): ATP hydrolysis activity; ubiquitin-protein transferase activity
Source: RefSeq, a predicted model, not a curated record